AUGGAUGCUGAAGGAUCCGAUGCGGCAAAGGAGGCCAACGAAGGAGGGUCCAACUAUUCCCAUACCUUUUCUGUACAUGCUGUUCCCUUUGAGCCUGGAUUAAACGCGUCUUCGUCUAUACCAAAUAGGUGGCAAGACGUGUCCUCUACGAUGUCAGAUCAAUUGUCCACCAUGGGGGCAAAUGCAUCCUGGCCCUACCCGACACAUUACAUUGAUUUUUUUACUUUGAACGCAAGCAUGAGGACCAUUCUGGAGGCGGCAGCCAUGAUGAACGCCGGGGCGAAACGCUACAGCGGAGCCCCCAUUGUGAGAGCAUCGAGUCCUAGCAAGAAGAAUCUAAAUGCCUCUGAAGGCAGCAAAAAACGAGAAAAAGGCGGCAUAUCAAUCCAUGCUAAGCCAUGGUCCCCAUCACCUGAAACUGGACUAAGUCCAAAGGAAGGAGACACUUACACUCACCUAAAGAAAGGGUGGGUAAAGGUUCCGUACCGUGGUGAAAUGGUGAUUGCCCCAGUUGCUUUCAAAGAAAUAGCUAAUGAUUUUGUGCACUCGCUUACUGUAAAACCUAUUGAAAAACCAAGAAUUCAGUUAGAACUGUAUAAUUAUCAUUGUGCGCGAUGUGCAACACAUUCUUUUUUUGGGCGUUUGUCGUGCAGGGGCGCGGAUGUUAUUUUGAAAGGCAUUGCUGGAGAUAUUCCCCCGCUGUGCGUAGCACAUUUACUUGAACAGGUUACGGGAGCUGUUGUUUGUGCCUUAUUUACUGAGGGUGACUAUCUUGACUACGAAAUAUGGCUAGAGAACCCCGAUAAAGCUAAUUUCUUUGCCAAGACGAUUUCUGAUGCAAUGUGGACAUGUCCAAUGUUUCAUGGGUAUGCGGUUCACACGAGGACGGAAGAUGGUAAGGCUUUUUUGCAUGAAUAUAUAUCAAGCCUCAAAGACGAUUUUCCCGAAGAGACACCUUACCCUAUGCGUUGCGUCGAAGCGAUUACUUCAUCUACUGGAAAAGUAAAAAGUUAA
Messenger RNA from Trypanosoma conorhini, 1014 nucleotides. RefSeq lists its product as uncharacterized. Bases 1 to 1014 code for a protein of 337 amino acids. The transcript has a single exon. The record is from RefSeq and is a predicted model, not a curated record. NCBI's taxonomy places the organism in Eukaryota, Euglenozoa, Kinetoplastea, Trypanosomatida, Trypanosomatidae.